AUGAAGCUAACAUUGUCUGGUGCACCAGACGCGGUUGGAGAGGCCCGGGAAGCAGUUGAUAGUCUGUUCAAAAAAGAAGAAUGGACCAUGCCCUCUGCGGAUGUGUUUGCGUCCAAACACAGCAUGUCUCGCAGUGGCAAGGUGGAUGGGGAAGGCCUCUCUGCUGAAAAAGCUGGUGCUCGCCGCGAUGGAAAGAUUGCAGAGAUCAUGCAGCUCACGGACAUGGAUUCGGCUUUUAUCCUCGGCCGCGGUGGAAAGACAAAGCACAAGAUCGCUCGAGUCUCUGGAGCUUCACUGGAGCUGCAUGAGCACAACUGCACAGUAGAGAUCGUUGGACCCGAACCAGAACGUCGGCGAGCGAGAAAGUACAUCAAUUUGGUGCGAGCACAGCGCGUGGGUCCUGUGCAUGUCACUAUGGAACACGAUGAUGGGGAUUUGACCAUGAUUCCCGUGCCUUCCAGCUGUGUGGGCUUUGUCACUGGAUCGCAGGGCAACUUCCUGAGGACCUGCGAGGAGGAAUGGAGCACCUUGAUGUUCUUUUGCGACUAUCAAGGUCCUGGAGGCAAUGAAGAUUCUGAAAACCUCGCCAUCUUCGGUACCCGCGCAGGGCGCACUGGAGCUGAGCUGAAGGUCAUGGCGGCCAUUGAGGCGAAACUGCCGUCGUACUUUACAAAGGACCUGACAGACGAGUCUUUCUCCUCCACAGAUUGGGGCCGCGAUACCAUCCCCUUGGAAGAUGAAGAGCUGUCCUUUGCGCUGGGAAAGGAUGGCUCCACGAGGAAAAAACUUGCCAAAGCCAGUGGCUGCAUAAUAGAGUAUGUGGGCAAUGUGGCGUUCUUGGCUGGCUCCCUCCCUGCAAGAAGGCGAGCGAGAGAAUACUUGUCCUGGCUCCUGAAGCAGCGGACGGGAACGGUGUAUGUUGACAUACAUGGCCGAAAUGACGUCACAGCGGUGGAGAUUCCUCCAGAUCUAGAGGCAGUGGCCAGCUGUUUCAAAAGUAUGACUCUCAGAGGAAUCGAACAGGAGACCAAGACCUUUUGUUUCUUGGAGGGCAACAGCAACAAGUCUCAGAGGCUCUUGAUCUUUGGCCAUGACAAAGCAGGGAGAGAAAAGGCACAGACCAUUGCGUUCGCCAAGAUAGAGGAACGUGUCAGGACUUCUGGGAUGAACGGGGUGAUGGAGAAGCGGAAGGUGAUGAUUCAGACUGGGCCAAAUGGCGAAGAUCCUGUCAUUGAGGACGUGGAGAAUGUAAGUGGCACAAAGCUGACGCUUUCAAAGGAUAAGGCAAUGGUUCAGAUCACUGGCAGUUCAGACAAAGUUGCGCAGGCGAAGCGCCUGCUGCAACAGUUUGCUGACAAGUUCGUCACAUGCCACUACAUCCGGCCAAUGCCAUGGAUCUCCACAGCAGAGGUGGACGAGCAGAAAGAUCUGCCAGAAAGCACCUCAAGUCGCAUCCAGAGUGACUGCACACUGAAAAGAGAGAAGGUGAUCCACGACCUCUAUCGUGACCAUGGUUUGGAAUUGGAUCAAGUCUCCGGUGCACAGUUGGAGCUGCACGAGCGGAACAGCACUGUCGAAAUUUAUGGUGAUGAUGAAAGUCGGCACAGGGCUCGGAAGUAUAUCGACCUGGUCCGUGCUCAGCGGAUUGGCCCUGUGCACGACUUGACGUUGAUCUCUGUGCCCAGCAGUUGUGUGGGUUUUGUGACAGGGAGCCAGGGCAACUUUUUGCGUACGUGUGAAGAGGAUUUGCAUCUGGGCGCCUGUGCAUGGAACAGCUGGUGGUGAUGUGAUUCUGGCUCACUGCUUUGGACUGAAGCAAUCGGAAAUGUUUGGCUUGGCGGCUUGGCACCCACUACGAACUUGUGAAAAAGCAUUGAUUGAAAAUUGCGCUCUGCCAGCAGGACGGCUUGUGAGCUGGCAAUUUGUGUAGGACAUGUGUGAGAUCAGAGAGGUUCUACUGGAUCUGAUCGCUAUCGUCAGCUAGAGGGAUCUCCUCGGCUCGUG
Molecule: messenger RNA, 2004 nt
Organism: Durusdinium trenchii
Lineage: Eukaryota; Dinophyceae; Suessiales; Symbiodiniaceae
Source: the annotation of a GenBank genome assembly